This is a messenger RNA of Microthlaspi erraticum, 1566 nucleotides long. The record is from the annotation of a GenBank genome assembly. NCBI's taxonomy places the organism in Eukaryota, Viridiplantae, Streptophyta, Magnoliopsida, Brassicales, Brassicaceae.
AUGGAGCUCUUGAGCACGACCAAUCUCUUAGCACUAGCUCUUCUGCUCCUUGUAGUUCCCAAGAUUUAUGAAGCUUUUCGGAUCCUUGUUUGGCGGCCAUGGAUGCUAUCGAGAAGAUUCAAGAAACAAGGAAUCUCAGGCCCAAAAUACAAGAUCCUCCACGGAAACCUCCCCGAGAUGAGGAAGAUGAAGCAAGAAGCUAAGCUUUCGGUUCUUGAUCCAAGCUCCAACGAUAUCUUCCCUCGCGUUUUACCUCAUUUCCAACAAUGGAUGUCUCAAUACGGAGAGACGUUUCUUUACUGGCAAGGAACAGAGCCAAGGAUAUGCAUCUCAGAUCAUGAACUAGUGAAACAGAUCUUAUCAAACAAGUUUGGUUUCUUUGUCAAACCGAAGACAAGACCCGAGAUCCUUCAACUUGCUGGUAAAGGACUUGUCUUCGUUGAUGGUAUUGAUUGGGUUCGUCAUAGACGAAUCUUAAACCCUGCAUUCUCCAUGGACAAACUCAAGAUUAUGACCAAAUUAAUGGUGGAUUGCACUUCGAGGAUGCUUGAAGAGUGGAGAAAACAGGGGAAUGGUGGAGAAAGAGAGAAAGUAGUGAUGAUGAACAUUGAGUUUAAGAGAUUAACCGCUGAUAUUAUAGCGACUGCUGCGUUUGGAAGCAGUUAUGCCGAAGGAAUUGAAUUGUUUAAAUCACAAAGAGAACUUCAAAAGUGUUGUGCUACUUCAAUCACUAACGUCUUCAUCCCUGGAACACAGUACCUUCCUACGCCUUUGAAUAUUCAAAUAUGGAAGCUUGGUAGGAAACUGAACAACUCAAUCAAAAGAAUCAUAGAGGAGAGGCUAAAAUCGAAAUCCAAGAACUUAGAGUCAGAUUAUGGGAACGAUCUUCUUGGAAUCAUGUUAGCAGCUGCAAGAUCUAACGAGGCUGCGAAAAAGAUGGACAUAAACGAGAUCAUAGAAGAAUGCAAGACGUUCUUCUUUGCGGGACACGAAACUACCGCCAAUCUAUUGACAUGGAGUACAAUGUUGCUCAGCUUGCACCAAGAUUGGCAAGAGAAACUCAGGGAAGAGGUUUUCAAUGAAUGCGGCAAAGACAAAAUCCCAGAUUCAGAGACAUGCUCCAAACUCAAACUGAUGAACAUGGUAUUGAUGGAGACACUUCGUCUAUACGGACCAGUGUUAAACAUGGUCCGAUCAGCAGCAGAAGAUAUGAAGUUAGGAAAGCUAGUGAUCCCUAAAGGCACUACCAUAUUCCUCCCGCUUGUUAAGAUGCACAGAGACAAAGCCGUUUGGGGAAAUGAAAGCCAUGAAUUCAACCCACUGCGAUUCGCAAAUGGCGUUUCCAAAGCCGCUAAUCACCCAAACGCUCUACUCGCGUUCUCAAUCGGACCCAGAGCUUGCAUUGGCCAAAACUUUGCCAUGUUAGAGGCCAAGACCGUUCUCGCCAUGAUUCUUCAACGUUUCCGGCUUAAUCUCUCUGGAAAGUAUAAGCACGCGCCGGUGGAUCACCUCACUCUUCAGCCUCAGUACGGUAUACCGGUAAUUCUUCAACCCAUCGACAGUUGA